CAUGACGACCAUCAAGUGAAACUCCAGCGGGGCAACUGUCUCAUGUUCUGGUACGACUUCAACAGACGCUGCUACAAGUACGAUGCCACAGAGAUGACCUGGAGAUGGAUGUGGUCCGAUGGGUCUGCUGUCAACUUUUACUUUUGGUAUGGGCGAGAACCAAACAAAUCUGCAGGAAGUGAACACUGUGUUCACAAAAACUAUGACCCUGAAUUUAAAUGGAAGGCCAGCAGUGUGCUGGGCAAUGAUUAA
Messenger RNA from Anoplopoma fimbria (sablefish), 252 nucleotides. Its product is annotated as C-type lectin lectoxin-Enh2-like. The annotation marks the transcript as partial. The transcript is spliced from 2 exons. NCBI's taxonomy places the organism in Eukaryota, Metazoa, Chordata, Actinopteri, Perciformes, Anoplopomatidae. The record is from RefSeq and is a predicted model, not a curated record.